AUGCCAACGACUCCCGUCCCCGGCUUCAUCACCAAGAAAGAAGCGUCUGAGAAAUUUGCGCGGUCGCACCGUCAGCUGACUCGUGACAUUGCUGACGCGAUGAAAGUUCAGAAUGCCAAGGUCCUGGAUCAUUGUCGAUUGCGGACCGAAGAAGGGGAGGUGAUCGACGGGUUGGGAAUGACACCCGAACUUAUCGAUCAACUCUGUCUCGAUGGCAAGAAUCCCGUCUGGUAUUUCCGGACGUCCUGGUUGGAAAAACAAUACGGUCGCCGAGGCCAUGUUCGACAGCAGCGACCUGGAUCAGAUCAUGUCGCUUCGAGCAUGGAGGAGGGGAGUGAGCCUUCGGCUCGCCCCGAAUUGGUCCACGUUCUGCGUGAACGUAUUCGCGGACUCGAACAAGACAAACAAGAUCUGCGCGAUGAGAUGAAGAUCAAGAAUCAGCAAAUCGCCGAUCGUGUCGAACGCGAAAAGGAAACGAACGCCCUUGUCCGCGACUUACAUACGUUGAUGGCCGAUAUGCAACAACGGCUGCUCCCAAUGCCUUCGACUCAUUCGCCCCGCGCGACGACUUCCGACACGCCGGCAGCAUCCUCGACUCCAUCGCAACCACGCUCGACCGUAACGGAAAUCGAAGUAGACCAAGAGUCGCCGACGACCAAAACCAAAAAGGAGGGUGACCGCAAACAGAAGAAAGCAAACUCCAAGAAAUCCGGCAAUCGCAAGCGAAACGCAGCUCGCACGAAGCUUGGCAAGGACCAUCUCACACUCGCCGACUGGCCGAUCGGCGUGGCGACGUACCAACAGCGAACGCAGGAAUCCGGGGAACAGCGAGACUACGCCGCGUUCAGUAUCGAGCGCGAAGACGGCACGCGUCAGAAAGUGACCCUGGAAAGUCCGUCCCGUGUGGGACUGCCCACGGCUGGGGACAAGGAUGUGCUGAUCGCCCUGCUGUUCUUGGCCAAGGAACAAGGCUUCGCUUCCGACAUCGUGCGGUUCGUCCCAUGGCAACUCCUUCAAGUCAUGGGCUGGCCCAGAAAUCAGAAGAGCCUGCUGCGACUUAAGACAUCAUUGAAGCGUCUCAAAGCGCUGACAGCGACGUAUGAGAGUGCCUGGUACAGUCGCCGAACCCGGACGGUCGAGGCUUGUCUCAUCACCGGAAUCUUGGCCGAAGUCAAGGUCGUGUUUCGUAAGGGGCGUCGUGCCUCGGAUGCUACGCCGGAAAGCUACGUCCAGUGGACACGGCAUGUAUACACAAGCUUACAAGAGGGGAGUCUGAUCGACCUUGAUUUGGACCUUUACUUUUCCUGCAAACGACCCGCCGCCAAGGAUCUUCUGCGACACCUGAACAAGGUCUGGCAUGGGGGCCGAAAGCCGAAGCCAUACGCUCGGGAUCUCAAAGAGCUGGCCUGUGGACAUCUUGGCAUGACCGACUCGAAGGAUCUCAAACGGAACUUUGACCAAUUGGUCAAAGAGCUGGAGGCUCGCAACUACGUUCGUCCCACUGCAUCCAGUGUGCGUUACAAAAAAAUCCGCCCCGGGAUCUGGCGGGUGCACUUCGAGUUGCACCCGGACCAGCUGCGAACCAAGAAGCAGGUAUCGCCGGCUGAGACUCCACAGAAAACAACGGGGGAUUCUGCAGCUUCCGAAGCAGAGCGGUUAGUGUGCCUUUACCAUCGCCAACGCUUUGACAAGGAAACCUACGCACCCCAGCAGCGCGAAGUCGACCAUGCUGCGACUCUCCUGGUGGCCCAUCGAAUGGAUACUCUCGUGCAACUCCUGCCGGCCGUUGCGAAGACCGUCAAACAGACGUUUCAGGAUCAGGAUGUGUUCUUUGGUGCUGCGGUACCGUACUUCGAGAAAGCGAUCGCUGAUGCACGGCGGCGAGAAAAAGUCAGUGCCCAAAAAGAACAGCAGCGGGAGGAAGUGGGCGCGAAAGAUGGCGAUUCUGCGAACCAGAAGGAUCUAAGGCAGAAGCGUCGACAACGAUUGCUCGAACAUUGGGCCGGUCUCAAAGAGGAGCAACAGCAAGGCUACCUCGAAAAGUCGAUUGAUGCCGCUGCUAGCAGCUUCGAUCGACGACGACUCGCACGCUCCCAGGAUAUCACCAAUCCUUCCAAUAUGGCCCUGGACAUCAUGGCUCGCCAUCAUAAGUUAUCAAAAGGGGAGAGUAUGUAA
This is a messenger RNA of Cladocopium goreaui, 2175 nucleotides long. The record is from the annotation of a GenBank genome assembly. NCBI's taxonomy places the organism in Eukaryota, Dinophyceae, Suessiales, Symbiodiniaceae.